AUGCAGUCCUCACGGGUUAUCUGCGAUGCCUUAUGGAAAGCUGCACAGUUUCUCAAAGACAACAACCUGCGCUUCGCAGAGGAUCUGACUUCGCUGGACCGGGAGAGACUGAAGAGCUUGUGGCCGAGAACUUCAUUUUUCAGGAUCACAAUAGUUAAAGACACCAAGGUGCCAAAUGCAUGUCUGUUUACACUGAAUAAAGAGGAUCACACACUGGGGAACAUCAUCCGGUCGCAACUGCUGAAGGACCCUCAGGUGCUGUUUUCUGGAUAUAAGGUUCCUCAUCCUCUGGAGCACAAGAUAGUGAUCCGUGUUCAGACGACACCAGACUACAGUCCCCAGGAAGCCUUCACUAAUGCCAUCACUGAUCUGAUCAGUGAACUGUCCCUUCUGGAGGAGCGAUUCAGGGUUGCCAUCAAAGACAAACAAGAGGGAAUAGAAUGAAUACCAUCACUAUGGACUG
Molecule: messenger RNA, 463 nt
Organism: Carassius carassius (crucian carp)
Lineage: Eukaryota; Metazoa; Chordata; Actinopteri; Cypriniformes; Cyprinidae
Product: DNA-directed RNA polymerase II subunit RPB11-a-like
Exons: 4
Coding region: 1-444 (147 amino acids)
Biological process (GO): transcription by RNA polymerase II
Cellular component (GO): RNA polymerase II, core complex
Molecular function (GO): DNA binding; protein dimerization activity
Source: RefSeq, a predicted model, not a curated record